Molecule: messenger RNA, 2748 nt
Organism: Cannabis sativa
Lineage: Eukaryota; Viridiplantae; Streptophyta; Magnoliopsida; Rosales; Cannabaceae
Product: probable protein S-acyltransferase 7
Exons: 6
Coding region: 1261-2505 (414 amino acids)
Biological process (GO): peptidyl-L-cysteine S-palmitoylation; protein targeting to membrane
Cellular component (GO): endoplasmic reticulum; Golgi apparatus
Molecular function (GO): protein-cysteine S-palmitoyltransferase activity
Source: RefSeq, a predicted model, not a curated record
CAUUUUCUUAACGUGAUGCAUAGGCUGGCCAGUUGAAAGUUCAAAACAAAAUCAGCCCUUGACACAAUUUCUUGAAAAUACAAAUUUAUGUUUUGUCAUGUACAAAUUUAAAAUUAUAUUCUUCUGGUACGUAGUCUGAGAUGCAUGGAGACUUGUGUGCAUUGACUCAAUGUGCCCCAUUCAUUCAGUACUAAAGAGUUAAAAAGCAUCAAUAAAAACAUAGAAACUAAUCAGAAUUUGAGAAACGGUUCUCUCUACAAUUGAGAAUGAACAUGUGCCAACCUCAGGGAAAUAUGCGACGUGGCAUAAGUUUAUACUUCUUGACCAAAUCGUGAGGAAGUAACACCACACAAAAUGACAAUGUUAAUUGCAUUUGCGAAUUAUGAUCAUAAUUAGAAGUGAAAUUAAUUGUGAGUGCGUAAAAUGAUCUACUAAGCAAGUAAUAGUAGUAAUAAACUAGUAUUAAUGAUAAAUUACAGCGUAUGACCCACUAAAUUUCUCCAUAGGAAAUAGGGAAAGAAUGGUGAAAAUAAUCAGUCAACAAAUAUAAAUGAAAGAAUAGAUUGAGACCAAAGAUGCAUAGGAAAUAGAGAAAGAGAAUAACGUGUUCCUUUGGUGGCCUAAGAUUCUUCCUACAAUUACACUUUUUGACUCUCUUUUCUUUGUUUAUUAAUUAACAUUAUUCCCCUCUUUUGAUCAGUAUUCAAAUAUAAAUUAAAUAUUCUUUUCAAAAUUUACACCAUGAACAUUUUCAGAAAAAAAAAAUGUAAAAUGAAUUUCCGUUUUAUUGAAGGUAUUAAUUUCAUUAUAUAAAUAUAUAUAAAAAAGAAGUCUUGAAUUAUGGAAGUUUUGACAUUUGAGUCCAACUCCACACAUAUUAAUAAUUCAUAUUAACAAAAUUAUGGAACAUGGGACAGUGGCCACUGGACAGAGGUGAAGGAAAAAAAAAAAAGCUAAAAAGGAAAAGAGAAAGCUUGAGAUGGGAUGAGACAGUAAUGAAAAUCUACGAUUGUGUAAAGUGAAAAAGAAGAGUCAAGAGUAUGGUGUUAGUGGUGUAACUUUAAUCACAAAAAGGCAAGAAGACCAACAUCAGCAAAGCUUGUUACCUCUCCAAAUGGGGAUCCAAUUCCAGAUAGCUCAACCCAUCUGAAAUCUCGAUCUCUAUCUUCCUCACUCUCGGUAUAUAUUUAUAAAAUUAUUGUGGUGGUGGGCAAGUGAGAGGAUUUGUGUUUUGGGUUGAAAUAAAAAACUUGAGCAACAAUGUACGGCAGUAAAAUGGCUUCUGACUCCAAUCGACACAUAAUUGAUUCACAUGGUCCCUCCAUGCGUGUUUAUCAAGUUUGGAAAGGAAACAAUAGGUUUUUUCUCAAAGGAAGACUCAUAUUUGGUCCAGAUGUGAGGUCAUUGUACCUUACAAUCUUCCUAAUUGUGACUCCAGUCAUUCUGUUUUCUGCUUUUGUUUCUCAAACACCCAUUAAUGGUAGACACAGUCUCGGAAAUCUCAUUGUUAUCAUAUGUGUUGUCUUCACAAUAUAUGUUAUAUUUCUUCUCUUCCUUACAUCUGCAAGAGAUCCUGGCAUUAUUCCUCGGAACCAGCAUCCUCCAGAAGGGGAAAGAGAUUGGGGGGCUGCAAGUCAUGCUGAUAGUAGAGGAGCUGGAGCUGGAGCUGGAGCUGGACCUCCCACAAAAGAUGUCAUGGUUAAUGGAAGUGUUGUUAAGGUCAAGUACUGUCAAACGUGCCUGUUGUAUCGCCCGCCACGAUGCUCUCAUUGCUCCAUCUGCAACAACUGUGUUGAGCGUUUUGAUCACCAUUGCCCCUGGGUAGGUCAAUGUAUUGGGAAGCGGAAUUACAGAUUCUUUUUCAUGUUUGUCUCGUCAACAACCAUGUUGUGUCUUUAUGUUUUUGGAUUCUGUUGGGUGAACAUCAAAAAAAUAAUGGAUGUCUACCACUGUAAUCUGUGGAGGGCUUUCAUAAAGUCACCAGUUUCAGGAAUUCUGAUAUUGUACACAUUUAUAGCAGCUUGGUUUGUGGGAGGUCUCACAGUGUUUCAUCUCUAUCUAAUAACCACCAAUCAGACCACCUAUGAAAACUUUCGAUAUCGGUAUGAGGGAAAAGUAAAUCCAUACAACCGGGGAUGUGUUGGAAAUUUUGUGGAAGUAUUUUUGUCUAGAAUUCCAAAAUCUAAGAACAAGUUCAGGGAAAAGGUGAAGGGGGAUUCAUCUUCUGCUUUUAACAGUUGGAGAUCUUUAGGCCAUCCAAAUCCAAUGAGCCCUCCUGAGAUGAACAAAACAAGCAUUGACAUGAUGGAGAUGGAGAUGGAGAUGGGGAAGCGACAAGCAGUGGGUGCUGAGGAUUUUGAAGAUAUAAGGAGUCAAAUAGAGAGUGUUGGUAUGGAGGCAAGGCAUAGAAACUGGGAAAUUACACCUGAUAUUCAAAUGUUGGCUUCUGAGUUUGGAAUGGAGUAUGGUUCCACGCCAAGACAGAAAAUUCAUGGAAGUCUUUAGCCUUCAAAGCCAAAAAAAAAUAAAUAAAAAUGAUGGGAAUUAAUGGGAUGGCACAUACAUACAUGCACAUGUUACUUGUUAUUAUAGUAGACAAGACAAGGUCACAUGGGGAUUGAGAUGCUUUGCUUGUAUUGAAUUAGAACUUUAUGAUAUAUAUUGUAUAAUAUACCCUUGUUAAGCUCAAGACAAGAGAAAACAUUGUAAGCUUUGAUUUAAUUCGAUUCUUUUUUCUUUGUUUGGUCA